Thyridium curvatum is the source of this 3093-nucleotide messenger RNA. RefSeq lists its product as uncharacterized. Gene Ontology annotation, cellular component: plasma membrane. The transcript is spliced from 12 exons. NCBI's taxonomy places the organism in Eukaryota, Fungi, Ascomycota, Sordariomycetes, Thyridiales, Thyridiaceae. The coding region runs from base 1 to 3093 and encodes 1030 amino acids. The record is from RefSeq and is a predicted model, not a curated record. Gene Ontology annotation, biological process: transmembrane transport; tripeptide transport; allantoate transport. Gene Ontology annotation, molecular function: allantoate transmembrane transporter activity; dipeptide transmembrane transporter activity.
AUGGACGCCGACAUUGCUUAUCGAGCAGGUGGAAAAGACGAUGUCUCGCCACAUGAGAAGAGCGACUUGGCGGCCGAGAAUGGCACGGCCGAGGACACCUUGAGUCCGGAACACGAGAAGCAGCUGGUGCGCAAGAUUGACCUUCAUCUCAUGCCUAUCCUGAUCGCCAGUUACGGGCUGCAAUACCUUGAUAAGACGAGCUUGGCAUACAGUGCCAUCUUGGGCCUGCGGCAGGACCUGAAACUCGUCGGUCAGGAAUACAGCUGGACCUCCAGCAUCUUCUACGUGGGCUACUUGGUCGCGUCUUACCCGAUCUCUCUCGGCUUCGUCAAGUUUCCUCUUGGCAAAUAUCUGAGCAUCCUGAUGCUUCUUUGGGGCAUUGUUCUUACCCUCCAUGCUGUGGCCAACAAUUACGCAAGUCUGAUGGUCCUUCGAACGCUCCUUGGUGUCUUUGAGAGCGCCAUCAGCCCAGGCUUCUCGCUGAUCACGGGUAUGUGGUACACGCCACACGAGCAUGUCUCACGGCAUUCCAUCUGGUUCGCGGGCAACGCGUCGGCGAGCAUCAUCGGAUCGAUGAUCGCCUACGGCAUUCUCAAGUAUCAUGGGCCAAUAGCCCAGUGGAAGAUGCUGUUCCUGAUCUUCGGCCUCAUUACCGUUGCUUGGUCCAUCCUCAUGUUCUUCGUCCUGCCCGACUCUCCUUCGACCGCGAAGUUCCUCACCACUUCCGAGCGCGAAUUCGCUGCUCUUCGCCCAAAGAAGUUCCAGCGAACGACACAGACCAAGAAGUGGGACCGCGGGCAGUUCUUGGAAGCCCUGAAGGACGUUAAGACUUGGUGGUUCUUCUUAUUCUCUUUCAUCAUCUGCAUUCCCAACGGCGGAACCACAAGCUUUAGCACAAUUAUCAUUCAGAGCUUUGGAUAUGACACUUACCAAACCAUCUUGAUGGGCCUCCCUGCAUCUGCCUUCCAGCUGGCUACAGUCGCCCUGGCUGCCGUUUUCACGACCUACAUACGGGGGACCCGCCAUAUUGCUCUCAUCCUGAUUUUCCUCAUGGCAAUAGCCGGGAUUCUCAUGAUAAAGCUGCUUCCUGACUCCCAGAAGCUAUCUCGUCUUGCCGGCUUCUGGCUCAUCAGUGCCAUUGCCCCAGCGUUCCCACUGAUGCUGUCUCUUGCCGCAAGCAAUUUCGCAGGUUUUACAAAGAAGUCGACUGUCAUGGCCCUGAUCUUCUUGGCAUACUGCGCAGGCAACCUUGCUGGGCCGCAGUUCUUUAUCAAUACCGAGGCCCCAAGUUAUCAUAUGGGCUUGAUGUCGGGUCGGAAGCCGGAGCAACAGAUCUACCGCGGGCAAGGAUCCCAGGCUCAGUCCAACUACAUCUACCCAGCACAGCCUCAAUACCAACCAAUAUUGUCGUGUUCUAUCUACAGUUUCUUCUCAGUCAAAAUGCAAAGUGCGAAUAUGGACGAUAUCAUGUUGCUAGUAUUCGAUGAACUUGUGGGUGAUGCAACCACUCUUGCUCGUGUUGGGCUUGUUUCGCGCUCAUGGCGAACACUGUCACUCCCUUUUUUGUUUCGGGAUAUCAACCUGAGCUGCCAUAACAAUGGUCGACUUCCAGAGCACGAGGAUCCCAGCUUUCCACUCUUGUUUGGAGUAGUCAUGAGUGACUACUCCGAUAGAUACCGUCCACGCAACCUAGUCACCCGACAACGCGCCUUUCUUCGCCUCAUGACAGAGAGACCCGAGCUCGCCACAAAAGUGAAAGCAUUCGCUUGGACCCUCGUAUGGCAAGACUUUGACGACGAAGGGCUGGGUGACAUUGACUUGCGGACCUGGUAUGUUUUUGGUCUCAUGCGGAAUGUCGCCCGCUUGGAUCUCGCGUCGCUGCACGAGAUUGGGUGGGAACCAUUCAUUCGCCAAAAUCCUAGCCGACUGUUCCCGGCUGUCACUCACCUCCGCCUUGUAGGCUGGAUGCACCGCGGGCUGGUAAAGGCUAUAUUGUCCUCGCUUGAUACAAGCAGACUGGUAUAUCUCAAUCUCGACCACCUGCAAGACGAAGGCGCCUUGCCCAACGGUAAGCCGAUGGAGGAUGACUGGGCUAGGGAGAGUCUGUACAGCUUGGAUGCCAGUGAAGAUAUUGACGACGACCUAUUCGCACGUCAAGAGAUGGGAGGCGUGGCCAUCUUCCCCGGUCCUAUGUGGUAUCCCCUGCGGCUCCUGCGUGAGCAGUCCUUGGCCUCUAUGUCUCAUCUUCACGUCCGACUUGGGCCUGUGGAUCGACAGAUUGAUAGAAGAAACUAUUUUUGCAUGUUCAAGGAGCUGUCUGAUUUCAUCAGGAGUGCUAAGGACACCCUUAGAGACAUUCACAUCGGACUAGGAGAAGCUCCGCACCAACACUGCCCGGAUGAGCAUCUUCGUAACAUUUGCGGGACAUACCGCGCGAGAAUAGGCACAUAUCGUGCCUUCUCUUUCCACAUGGCGUCAAUUUUGCUGCAUCACUUGCUGCCGGCACUCACGGAGGAGUCCUACCCGCUUCUGACACGAGUCGACUUGGAAGGAUUCCGUGUCAUACAGACCGGUGGAUCAAGCUGGAGCUCCCACCAUGACUUAACAUGGCAAUACAUCCGAGCCUGUCCAUUUGUUGAUGAGGAAUUCAUCAAAAAGGCCAACAUCGAUUACCGUCAACCAUUUGUUGGUGGCGGCGAGCGACCUACGAAAGUCAUAAAGCCUUCCAGAACUUGCCCACAAUCCCGCGGCGAGCACCAGCGACUGGAGUCGCAGGAACGCGCGGCGGUCCGAAAGGAAGGCCACGUGUCCCCAGCAGUCACCAUCAGCUUCGCAGUUCUCGCAGUUGACGUAAGUGAUGCAAUUGUCAUUCUCAGCAAGACUCUUGAGAGCCUGGCACACGCGGUCGCCAGUGACGUUGCCGAUGGAAUCGUCCUCACCAUUACCGCUGGUCAAUAUUGCUAUCGAGACACGGAUGACAGCGACUCGAGAAGAUGUGUGACGUACAACGACCGGAACGAGUUGGCUCACCAAGCGCUACCCUUGCUUGAACAUCACAUCAUACAAAACGGCAGUGAUCUUGAGAUUGACUAG